This is a messenger RNA of Trichophyton rubrum CBS 118892, 534 nucleotides long. RefSeq lists its product as uncharacterized. Gene Ontology annotation, biological process: protein import into nucleus. The transcript has 2 exons. NCBI's taxonomy places the organism in Eukaryota, Fungi, Ascomycota, Eurotiomycetes, Onygenales, Arthrodermataceae. Gene Ontology annotation, cellular component: nuclear pore central transport channel. The coding region runs from base 1 to 534 and encodes 177 amino acids. The record is from RefSeq and is a predicted model, not a curated record.
AUGACCGCCGCGAUUCAAGAAGAUAUUCUCACAAAAGUCUCAACAGAUGCGACUACAAAUUUUGUUCAGUCCUACUACUCUGCCCUUGACAAUGCCCGGUCAACGCUCUCCACUUUCUACGCUCCCACGGUGACCAAUCUUCUAUUCAACGGCAAUAUCGUAGCCGACGGUGCUUCUGUUCAAGAUAUAUUUGUCAACCAGCUGCCUCCUACACACUACGAAGUCCAGUCGUAUGAUUGCCAGGUCCUCAACCCGAAUUAUCCAAUGAUUCCACCCGCCACCGCGGACAAUGUGGCUAGUCCAUUUGGAGCCAACGCAAAUCGCAAUACCUCAGAUCCAGUGAAGAAUAUGUCAAUAUUAGUUAUCGUGAGCGGUUAUGUGAAAUUUGGAGAAGGAAAAGAAACUUGGGAUUCACCAAAUCGAGGGUUUAGCGAGACUUUUGUCCUGGUUCCAAAUCCACAAGCGUCCAGCGGGCCCAAAGCACGGGGAAAACAGUGGUUAAUACAGAGUCAGAACUUUAGGAUCGUUGUUUGA